AUGGCUUGCCGGCGCCAAGGUUCGGACACCGUAUCUUUGAACAGUACAGCAUACUACGAAGAACAAGAACAACCAAAAACAGAAAUGAAUAAAAUUAUAUUAGGAUUAAUUGCGGUAUAUGUCUUACUGAUAUUCAAAACAAAUGGUGAAGAAUUCCAGGGACAACAUGGAUAUGCUGUUCAAAAGCGAGCUACUACUUUAAAUAAUACUGAAAUAGUAAUAAGUCCAGUUAGAUCUCUUCAGGCAGUAAUUGGAGACAUACCGACCUUUUUAAAUUUUGUGAUUAACGAUUUAGGUGGUAAUGUUAAAAAUUCAAUGAAUAACAUAAUAAAUGCUAUUGACAGAUUAGUUAUACACCAUCCUCCAGCUAUUGAUUCAUUACUUAGUGGACUGCUGGAUGCUUCUUUAUUAGCAUCAUGUACUCAGUUAUUAACAGGCAUGAAUACAACAAUUACAAAUGUUGGAACUGAAGUUCAAAAUGUUGUUUCAACAUUAAAAUCGCCGACAAAAAGUUAUAUUAAGAAUAUUAUCGAUAAUGUUAAUAACAUCUUAAAAUCGACAACAGUUUCGGAAUUAAUAUCAAAACUGCGUGAAUUAUUAGCAUCUAUCACACAGUCCAUGGGUAGUUUGGUGCCAAUUGUGGCUAAUUUAGAAACAGCUUUCACAGAUAUAUUGGGUAAUGAUUUUAGUGGUAGACUAAGUUCAUUAAUAGGUGUUCUUAGAACUGUAAUAGAAGGAAAAUCAUUAACACUUGCUGAUAAAUAUAUAAUUGGUAAUCUUGGUACAUUAUUAGGUAACGUAGACUCAAUAUUCGCUAUGAACGUUAAGCUUCUGGCAGAUGUCGAAAGGGAUUUAUCAUAUUUGCAAGUAAUUAUUACUAGAAUUACGCUAACACUACAAGCAUUAGCUUCAAUUGCUUUAGAUAAAAAUAUUCAAUCGGCAAAUUAA
This is a messenger RNA of Didymodactylos carnosus, 948 nucleotides long. The record is from the annotation of a GenBank genome assembly. NCBI's taxonomy places the organism in Eukaryota, Metazoa, Rotifera, Eurotatoria, Philodinida, Philodinidae.